CUAGCCCCCCUCUCUUUUAAAUUCGUCUCUCACACCCUCACUCACCACCACUAGCCACCAGCAACCACAGCCAACUUUCUCUGCCACCAGCCACCGUCAUAGAAACAAGCCACUGUUUUGCCGCUACCAGUCAACAUCGCGCCACCAACCACCGUCACCUCUAACUCUGCUAACAUCAAGUGAGAUGGCUUUGAGAGGUGCAUGGCAACUUCAAAAGCUGGUUCUGAGCUUUUCUGAUUUGGGAGGAAGUAGUAGGGGCAUCAGGGCAUUUAUGGAGUCACAUCUGCCAGCAUUAGGAGAGAAAAAUCCUCAGCUAGAUGUUGUUACUCAGCUGAUUCGUGGUCAGCAUCCACAUUUGAAAGGACUUUACCGGAACAAAAACGAAAGGGUGAUAUGUGUGAAGAAUAUGGAUCCAAAAGACGUACUUCUACAUGCAACCAGGCUAAGGAAUUCUUUGGGAAGAAAGGUUGUGAAACUGAAGACAAGACAUGUUGCCAAACACCCUAGCGUUCAGGGUACAUGGACAACAGAAUUGAAAUUUUGAGGUACAAGAAACAGCUCCAUGAGGAGCCUCCUUUGGUUUAUUAUUAUUGUUCUGUUUACCCAUAAUUACAGGCCUAGUGGAACCUUCACUUAUAGGAGCUUAAGGAUUGUGAUCAGUUGUGCAAUCUGGCUGAUGCUUUAUAUAAUGCAACAGGAUUCUUAGCAAUAUUCACAAGUCACACAUUUCAAAAACGUUUAUGGCAUUUACCCCAAUUUUGUUUUACAUAGAAUUAUGACAGGAAUAUGGGUAUUCAUGUUCCUUGUAAUCCUAUAUACUUUGUUAAAAUGGAAGGGUUAAUCUGAGAAAACUAUGGUUUUUGCUUCCUACUAGUAGGUCAACCUUGUACUCAA
This is a messenger RNA of Quercus lobata, 894 nucleotides long. Its product is annotated as 54S ribosomal protein L51, mitochondrial-like. The record is from RefSeq and is a predicted model, not a curated record. Gene Ontology annotation, biological process: mitochondrial translation. Gene Ontology annotation, molecular function: structural constituent of ribosome. Gene Ontology annotation, cellular component: mitochondrial large ribosomal subunit. NCBI's taxonomy places the organism in Eukaryota, Viridiplantae, Streptophyta, Magnoliopsida, Fagales, Fagaceae. The coding region runs from base 185 to 544 and encodes 119 amino acids. The transcript has 4 exons.